Molecule: messenger RNA, 2369 nt
Organism: Nicrophorus vespilloides
Lineage: Eukaryota; Metazoa; Arthropoda; Insecta; Coleoptera; Silphidae
Product: scavenger receptor class B member 1
Exons: 11
Coding region: 168-1793 (541 amino acids)
Cellular component (GO): membrane; cytoplasm
Molecular function (GO): scavenger receptor activity
Source: RefSeq, a predicted model, not a curated record
GUUUCUUGAAUGCAGUGUAGUGUACAUCUUCAGAAAUAAGGUUUUCGGUCCAACCCGAAAACUCUUAUUCGAUUCCUUACUCAGUGCCAAUAAACAGUUCAGAAACCAAAGGAAACAAUACAGUGCAUAAGCAAUAAAAAUACACAUAUUGACCUGUGCCAGGAUAAAUGACGCACAAGUCGACCCUAAGGGUGGUUGGACAGAAUGCAAGGAAUCGGCUCUUCUCUGGAAAACCGAAAAUGCAAAUGCUCAUCUCGCAAAAAGUCAAAUACAGUAGGUUAGCUGUGAUAUUCUUAGGAAUUUUCACUCUAACGAUGGGCAUAAUUUUCUCCUCAAUACCAUGGAUUGACUACUUAAUCUUGAAGCAAUUGCGACUGUGGAACGGAUCGCUGAGCUUCCAGUACUGGCAGAAACCUGGUGUCAUCCGACUGACGAAGGUGUACAUCUUCAAUAUGACCAAUCCGGAGACAUUCCUGAGUCAGGGGGAAAAACCCAGGCUGCAGGAAAUUGGGCCGUUCGUGUAUCGAGAGGAUAUGGAAAAGGUGAACAUAAAAUUCCACGACAACGGAACGGUGACAUUUCAGCAUAAGAAAAUCCUCCAAUUUGUUCCAGAAAUGUCGGUCAAUAAACACGAGAAGUUAACAGUACCAAACAUCCCUCUAUUGUCUUUAUCAACUCAAUCGAAUUCGCUGAGCAGCUUCGUGCAACGCAUGAUAUCAUUCGUUCUGAACGUGGGAACGCACAAACCGUUCAUAACAUUGACCGCCGAGGAUCUGGUGUUUGGUUACGAGGAUGGAAUAGUCAAUUUGGCGCAUCACUUUUAUCCGAAACAUAAAAAACCGAAGGAUAACAAAAUGGGACUACUGAAUGGAAGGAAUGGAACUUUGAAGGAGAUUCAAACAAUUUACACUGGAGAAACGGGAAUGCAGGAGUUUGGUUUGAUGGAGAAGAUGAACGGUGAAGAUCGUUUACCUUUCUGGGAGGAUAGUCCUUGCUCCAAUUUGAAAGGAAGCGAAGGAUCCUUCUUCCCCCCAAGACACUUCACCAAAGAAGAUGUAAUUCACGUUUUCGAUAAGGACAUUUGCAGGAUUCUUCCGCUGAGAUACAGACAUUCCGAGAUUAAACACGGUAUUUCGGUCGAUGUGUACACGCCUCCAACAGACGUGUACGAAUCAGCGGAAAUCCAAACCAAGAACAAAUGCUUUUGUCCUGGAAACCAAUACUGUCCACCGAGCGGACUUCAAAGCAUUGGACCAUGCCAUUACGAUGCUCCACUGUACGUCUCCAAUCCGCACUUCUACAAAGCCGACGUUAGUCUCUUGGAGAAAAUCGAUGGACUCUCUCCGGAUAAAGACAAGCACAGCACGUACUUCAAAAUACAACCAAAACUCGGGGUUCCGUUGGAAGCGAAGGUUCGUUUGCAGGUGAACUUGAAAGUGGAUAGAGCGCCGAACGUGCGCAUUGUUUCCAAUUUCCCGAGCAUCAUCUUUCCCAUCAUGUGGAUCGAAGAGGGAAUAAGUGAUGUUACACCUCCGAUCAGGCGAUGGAUUUACUUAGCUACGACGUUUUCCGACAUGGCUUCACCGCUUUUAACAUACGGCUUCAUCUUUCUGGGAAGCUGCGUCUUGAUCGGCGUCUUCAUAAACACCUACAAAUCGAUAGUCUUCACCAAGGAGACUAUAGAAGUCGGUAUGAAGACUUUCAGGAGAGGCAACAGCUUCAACAACAAGAUGCUCAUCGUACGUGAUUCCUACAGUCUGCUAGAAAACAUCCCGGAUUCUCGGAUCGUAUAAUUCGCGCGCAAAAGAAGCAUCAACUGUGGCAUUCCAAUGUACCUCCAGUAUUGGUAGUGUUUAAAGCUAAACAAAAAUUUAAACUAACAGUUACAAAUUAGGUGUGGUGUAGAACAGGAGUAGCGAAAACUCAUUUGCUCAACAACAACAAGACGAUUUUAGUUAUUGUGAUAGAACUUGUUCAUUUAACCAAUCCGUCCGGAAACAUAAUUUAUGAAUUUGCUCAAUCACUAAUUAACCUCGAUGAGUCAUUUAUUAAUAAUAGCAUUAGAUUAAUGCUAAGUUAUAUAACAUAUUAUUUUUUACAACUUCUUACUGUUUUUUUGUACGAUAAUAUUAUUAUUUUUUUUUGUGGACUAAAAUUGUAGAGUAUAAUCGAAUGAAUUGUGAUAUUAUUAUGUUUUAUUUUUAUUCCUUCCGAACGAAGAAACAAGAUUUCGUAGCGCAUUCGCAUGUUUCUUCUGUAUUUGUUCUUUUUAAUGCAAAAGACUACUUAUUUUUUCAUUUCUUUUGGAAUGAUGCGAAAAGACCUAAUUUUUAUACUGUUUCUAUUUUAGAUUUUAAUGUGUGUCUUUG